AUGCGUGAAUACGCAAAAAUACUUAGUGAACUUUCCAGUAGUAGUGUGACUAGUGUUGAUGGUAAAAAAAAACUCAUAAAUUUAUCUCGAGAAUUGAUGAAGCUCGACAAAAAGGUCAAUGAUACGGUAUCGAUGGGUGAAAAGUUGAUCUUCACUGUCAAGCGGAUACAAUUAAAUGCUACGUCGAUGCAAAAAGCUGUGAAUAAUCUUAUCGUAGACGUGGAAGGUGCCCAGCAUUGGUUCAACUAUGACGCGACCAUAGCUAUGAAAAAAAUGGUCGCGAGCAUGGGAGCGUCUCUGAAGAAUCGGAUUGGCGAAUUUUUCCCUCAAGUCCUGCACAGCAUCACCAACGAGUUUGGCAGAUGUGCUCCGCUAUCGAAGUUGUACAACGCGACAAUAGCGAGGACAAUAGUUAUUGGCUGCGAAAAUAUCCUCGACCCAUUUAAUGGGUACUGGCUGAGCAUCGGAUGGUGCCUGUUCCUCUUCUUUCCCAUGGUAAUUUUGAGUGUAAAAUUCAUUGGCCUGCAAAAAACCCCCAAAGCGGAUUUGGCCAGUUUUACGGAAGAAAUCAGCGAUUCCCAUCAGAUGGCUACUGUCACGCACGUGAGGAACAGGAGUAGGUGGGCACAGCUCAAGAAAGAGCCAAGAAUAAGUACCGAAACCAAUGAAAUCUGA
Copidosoma floridanum is the source of this 675-nucleotide messenger RNA. RefSeq names its product prominin-1. The record is from RefSeq and is a predicted model, not a curated record. Gene Ontology annotation, cellular component: membrane. Lineage: Eukaryota; Metazoa; Arthropoda; Insecta; Hymenoptera; Encyrtidae.